Molecule: messenger RNA, 2232 nt
Organism: Morchella sextelata
Lineage: Eukaryota; Fungi; Ascomycota; Pezizomycetes; Pezizales; Morchellaceae
Exons: 1
Coding region: 1-2232 (743 amino acids)
Biological process (GO): DNA integration
Molecular function (GO): nucleic acid binding
Source: RefSeq, a predicted model, not a curated record
AUGUUGCGAUUGGGAAAGAUUAGGCCGAGCAAAUCCCCAGCAGGAGCCCCAAUCGUAUUUGUGAAGAAGAAGGACGGUAUUCUGCGACUUUGCGUUGACUACCGUGGACUUAACCGUGUGUCCAUUAAGAAUAGGUAUCCGUUACCGCUUAUGGACGAACUGCGAGAUCGAGUGGCAGGCGCGGUUAUCUUCUCGAAGAUUGACCUGAAGGAAGGUUACAACCUCAUCAGGACCAAAGACGGCGACAAGUGGAAGACAGCAUUCCGUACGCGGUACGGGCAUUUUGAGUACCUCGUCAUGCCUUUUGGGCUGGCAAAUGCGCCGGCGACCUUCCAGAACAUGAUGAAUGAUGCGCUGAGGGAAUUCUUGGAUCAGGGUGUAGUAGUAUACCUUGAUGAUAUCCUAAUAUAUAGCAAGUCUCGAGAGGAACACAGAGAGCUGGUUGGCAAAGUACUUAGUAGGCUACAAAAAUACAUCCUGGUCGCCAACCCGAAGAAAUCGUUCUUCGAGCUCACCGAAAUCGAGUUCCUCGGAUACAUCCUUGCCCCAGCAGGCGUCACCAUGGCACUAGAUAAGGUUAUGUCUGUUACGAAUUGGCAAGCCCCGCGUAGCGUUAAGGAAGUACAAAUCUUCAUGGGCUUUGCCAACUUCUACAGAAGGUUUAUCCACAAUUUCUCCGGGGUCUGUAAACCCAUUACCGAUUGUCUCAGGGGUGAUGCUAAGAACUUUGUCUGGUCUAUGACGGCCCAAGCAGCCUUCGAAAAACUCAAAACCCUGUUUACGUCUGCGCCGAUCUUGGUACACUUCUCUCCAGAUCGCCAGACUAUCGUGGAAAUGGACGCAAGUGAUUUUGCUAUCGCCGCAAUUCUAUCCCAGGUUAUUGACGGAAAGACUCACCCCGUUGCCUUGUAUUCCCGAAAGCUUAACCCAGCGGAACUCAACUACGACGUCUGGGAUAAGGAGAUGUUAGGAAUUGUGUCAGCCUUCAAGCAAUGGCGUCACUACCUCGAAGGACCUAGCCGAACGGUCCUCGUUUAUACGUAUCACAAGAACUUAGAGUACUUUUCUACAACUAAGGUUCUGAACCGACGACAGGCAAGGUGGGCUGAGUCUUUGGCGGAAUUUUACUUUAAGAAUAUUUACCGCCCGGAAACCAAAAAUGGGAAGGCAGAUGCACUAUCGCGACGGCCGGAGUACCGUCCUGAAGGGGGAGGCACGCUUGGGAAACAGCCGAUAGACAAGUUCUUUAAGCCCGGACAGUUGGCGGAGGAAGAGUUUGUGGUAUCAGCGGUGUCGCUUGCCUCCAAGGGGGUGAUUGACUGGGCUAAGAAUUUUCUAGAUCAUGUCAGGCAGGCGGCAUCGGGAGACCCGACAUGGGUAGGAAUGAAAGAGAGAGUUGAGCAAGGAGAGAAGCUGGGGGAACUAAAGGAUAUCGCUGAAAAAGACGGGCUACUCUUCUAUAAGAACCGACUCUGCAUUCCGGCAGAUGACCGUAUUAAGAUCCGAAUCGCACAGGCAGAACACGAUUCGAAGGCGGCAGGACACUUUGGACAAGACAAAACUUUGGAACUCAUCACGCGUAACUUUUAUUGGCCAAAAAUGAACGAGUGGAUUGAUGAUUACGUUCGGUCAUGUGACGAGUGCCAGCGCAACAAACCCAGCCGCCACAAGAAAUACGGUGCGCUUCUUCCACUGUCCACACCAAAUUCCGUCUGGCAAUCGAUAUCAAUGGACUUUGUCGUGCAGUUACCGGAAUCGAAGGGAUACAACCAAAUCUGGGUAGUAGUCGAUAGGUUCUCGAAGAUGUCGCCCUUUAUCCCUCUAGUAGCAGAAACGACCGCGCAGGAUUUAGCGAAGAUAUUCCUCGGUCAAAUCUGGCGACUCCAUGGGCUGCCUCUUGAUAUAGUUUCCGACAGAGACGCCAAAUUCACUUCAAGCUUUUGGGCAUCUCUUAUGGAAUUAUUGGACGUGAGAAUAAGAAUGAGUACGGCUUUCCACCCUCAGACCGAUGGGCAAACAGAGCGGGUUAAUCAAACCCUCGAGCACUACCUACGAGCAUUCUGCAACUACGAGCAAGAUGAUUGGGCAGAGCUACUCCCGUUGGCGGAGUAUGCUUACAACAACUCGGUUACCACCGCCACGGGUCAAUCUCCGUUCUAUACCAAUUACGGUUACAACUGUAAAAAUAUGGCAUUGCGACAUCGGUUAUGUAUGGUAAUUACUCAUGUAUAA